GCGGGAGCCCCACGAUGUAACGUCACUGCGGAUAUCGCCUCGGCUGAUUGGGUUGACGUUUGUAGACCCGCGGGCUAUCGGCUUUAUGAUUUUCCGAGACAAAUCGCUCCAUGCUCGCGAUCUUGAAGUGCAGGAAUAAUCGCAAAGUCGAAAUUAAUCUAAACUGAGUCCAGUUUGAUUACAUUGAGCCAUAAUGGACGUGGAAGGGGAGUUCUUAAAUAUAGGCUUGGAUCUCUUGAGCGAUGAGGAAAAUGAGGACAAGGCCGCAGACCGCACCGGUCAGACAGAGGAAGCGUUCCAGAGAGAAAAGGCUAGUUGGGAACCUAUAAUUGAGCGUGGAGAGAUAUGGAGAUCCAUAAAACUACCGCUUUCGACCAGCUUAAACAAGCCUGAAGGUCAGAAGCUGCUGCACGCCGUGGAAGAAUUGUAUUAUUUUCGGCGUUUCAAUGAAGCAAUUCAAUUCAUUGACAGAGCCCAACCUCAGCUCGCUGGAGAAGACAUCAAGGCGGCCAUGGCUCGCUAUAAAGAGAAAUGCCAAGCGAGAGAGCAACGUGCAACAAAGUCUUCAAAUCCCAACCAUGGCAAUUUGGGAUGAAAUUUCUACCAUUGC
Messenger RNA from Xylona heveae TC161, 610 nucleotides. RefSeq lists its product as hypothetical. The record is from RefSeq and is a predicted model, not a curated record. The transcript is spliced from 2 exons. The coding region runs from base 194 to 595 and encodes 133 amino acids. NCBI's taxonomy places the organism in Eukaryota, Fungi, Ascomycota, Xylonomycetes, Xylonales, Xylonaceae.